This is a messenger RNA of Aedes albopictus (Asian tiger mosquito), 1424 nucleotides long. RefSeq lists its product as uncharacterized. The transcript is spliced from 2 exons. NCBI's taxonomy places the organism in Eukaryota, Metazoa, Arthropoda, Insecta, Diptera, Culicidae. The record is from RefSeq and is a predicted model, not a curated record. Bases 453 to 869 code for a protein of 138 amino acids.
AGGCCAAGCUGGCUAUGCGGCCGCUAAUUUACCGCAAUAAGGCUACUGCGAUCCACGCGUCGUCUUGCGCGAGAGCGAUAUUGUCAUCAUCACGCUGGCCUACUCGGACGUGUGUGUAUACUGUGUAGUUCUUUUUAUUUUGAUCAUAAAAAUAGAUAUAGUUUUUGUUUUCAUCGCAUGGGAAAACGACGCGCUUUGAUCUUGUGUUGUGGGUGAUCGCGAGUGAUAAUUGCUAGCCAGUUGACGUGGUACCUAGGUAAUGUGCCAGAUGGAUCGUCAGCGAGAAUUGUUAGAACACACAAAAUGACACGAAACAGAAGGAAUAAUAAGACACAGCGACAACGGUAAUCCGAUGAUCUUCUUGAUCUGCGAGGAGGAGAUUUGAGAGCGGCACGUGUGUGCUCGCGAUCGUUUGCAGACGUUGAAGAAGAGGUUACACAGAGUGGAAGAAAAUGGUGAUCAGUGCUCCCGGCAAGAUGUUUCUGGUGACCUGCCUGCUGUUCGCGAUGUGCGUGGCGCUGUUCUUUACGGUGGUGACGAUGAAGAAGAACGAACGGCUGCUCCAGUGGGAGAAUUUCAUGCGACGAGGCCAGUCCAGGCUGACCGAUUCCGGAACCACAAACCAUUGGUAUUUUGUGGUCAGAGACCUGGACAAAAUCAAAGCCAUAUCGGAGGUGCGCAACAUCGAACGGGCAUCGCACCUGGAACCGACCGCCACCGGUUUCGUAGUGCAAGGCAUAGACUACGAAAUCGUGUUCGACCGUCUUGCGGUGCCGGAGAGCGAACCGGAGGACUAUGCCCUGGCCCUGGUCAAGCGGAGGCUGUACCGCUGGGAUGCCAAACCGCGAAACUACGACGACAAGGGUUGAUUGGAUUUGGCUGCGAAGGUGUUUCGAGUGGGAGGUGGGAAGAGGUUACCAGAAAAUGACAUUUGAACCAGUAUGCGGUAUUGGUACAACAAAAUCGGGUUUUCUUACAAAAUUAGUCUAGAUGCUUUCUUUUGUACGUCCAUCAGCAGAUCAAAACACAAAGAAAAUCAUACAUUUUUAAAUUUUUAUCUUUUACUUCUCUUGAUUAAGACGUAAUAUAAAAAUAUCCAAUUUUGUGACUUUUUUACGGUAUUUUAUUUUUUAUUUUAAUCAACUAAUGAUAUGGCUAAAAUAGAUGGAAGUGCAUUUGAAUUAAUAAAGAAGUUACAUGCAAUCAUAACUAUUUUGUAAGGAAAAUCGAUUCUGUUGCAAGUUCAUUGACCAAUACAGUAACAGAACAUAGCUCCUAAUAGUUAAUAGUCAGACAUUUGUGAUCGUUUUUUUUUUAAUGAGGUGAUAAAUAAGCUACCUUUUACUUAACACUUUACGUGAAAUGGAGUGACGACUUCCCUGUGAAUUAUACUUUAGAAUAGAAUAAAGCUGAUAUCAGUGGUA